UACUCUCGAAACCUACACUCUUCAGCAUUGUAUUUUGAAAACUCACACCGGAUAUGGACUGUACAGAUGGCGAGUGUGCACACUCAGUGGGCGGCCAGCAGUGGACUUAGGACGUAUCGUGUUACCUGGACUCCUCGUCUUUGUACACGCGCUGAGCAAUAAUGUCAGUGAAGCAUGCCCAGCCCCAGUUCAGCCAGUCUCAGGUGACUGAGAUCGUGAAGAGGAUCUUCAGACUCACACCGUCAGAAAUUCGCUCACUGCCGAGCUACGAUGACCAGAACUUCUAUGUGGCGACCACUGAGGGUGGCGAGUACGUCCUGAAGAUAAUGAACACAGAGGACAGUAAAAACCCCACCAUGAUUGAGGUGCAGACAUGUGUCAUGACCUUCUUGCACCAGAAUGGACUUCCUGUCCAGACAGCUUUGCCCACCUCCUCAGGAGAGCUCAUGAGCCUGGAAGAAAUGGACUGUGGCUAUGGCUGUCAGAAGUACCUGGUGCGGAUGCUCACUUAUUUGCCUGGAACCAUGAUUUGCAAGGUUCCGUUAACACCACAGUUACUGUAUGAAACUGGCAAGACAGCAGCCAGAAUGGACCAAGUUCUACAAGAGUUGGAGCACCCUCAUCUUAGUGUGCUGGACAGAGGGAAGUUCAUGUGGAGUCUGUCAAAUGUUCCCCUCCUCGAAGCAUACAUCAAUCUGUUAGAUGGAGACCCACUUCAGGAGGUUGUGAACUCUGUCAUUCUUCAGUACAAGACCUCUGUGCUCCCCAGGAUGUCCAAUUUCCGCAAGAGCAUUAACCACGGUGACUUCAACGACCUCAAUGUGCUCGUUCAGCCUGAUGGGAGUGACGGCCACAGGAUUUCUGGCAUCCUUGACUUUGGAGACAUGAACAGUGGCUUCUACAUCUAUGAGCUAGCUAUCACCAUCAUGUACAUGAUGACAGAGCACCCUAAACCCAUAGAGAUCCCCACCAGGUGGUUGGUAUCCCCGGUCAACAUUGAGACUGACAUCAGCAUCGCCAUCUCAUUACUCUCCAAGGGAUCUGGGAGGUCAGUGCUAUCAAGUGGAGUGGUGCUAUAAAAUAAAUUGAAUGUUCCGCCGAGGCAAAUGUUGAAGGUGAUGGACAGAGAGGGCCCCUGCUCAGAACCACAGCUCUCUCCAGCUCCCCUGGGUGCUGCGGACUGGGACCCGGGUUGAGCAGCUGGAUAACUGGCUGGGAAAAAGGUUGCAAUCAGAAUUAAACAUGAGCAACCCGACUAGUGGGGUAUGUUGGCCGUCCGUCACUCUGCGGCUCGGAGAGGCUACCUCUGCACGUCCAGCGGGCCUGUCAGGUAUUGGAAUAGACACACUUGGCUGCGCAGAGGUGGAAUCAGAAUUGCAGAUGGGGAAGGAGAGGGAAAAGGAGACUAAAGCCAAUCGAUGUGGAGUGAACACCUACAGACACAGAGAGAUGGUCCGUGUUUCUGUGGUUUUGGCGAAAGAUAAUAUUAGACUACAGUUACACUUGUCAUUUCAAUGUGAUUUUCAGCUGUAAUUCUAAAAAUUACAACUUAUGACGGUGCUUUAAUUCAACACUUGGCCUGAAAGUCCCUUUUUUUUCCCUUUAUGUUUUAAUUUAAAGCCUGGCGAUUUUUCACCUGGAUCCUGUUUGAGUUAUUUCAAAGUCCCUUUAUUCAUUUUGACUGCUCCAUUUGACUGCUCAGUGGUUUGUCUGUAUUUGGUCUGUCAAAAUGCCUGUAUUUACAGUAUUGUAGGAUUUACUGUGCUGUGAAGAAAAAAAAAAAGAAAAAAACUUUUUGGCUGUUAUAAUGGUUAAACUGAAUUCAUCAAAAUGUAACUAAUUUGAUGCCAACAUGUUUGUGCCUUAUAGUGUGUGGUUGCUUAGAUGUAAGAUGUUAAAAUAAACAAUGUCAGAUGACAUCCCAGCAUAACUGGAAAAAUACAUAA
This is a messenger RNA of Scatophagus argus, 1946 nucleotides long. It is a transcript of the gene hykk.2, whose product is annotated as hydroxylysine kinase, tandem duplicate 2. Lineage: Eukaryota; Metazoa; Chordata; Actinopteri; Scatophagidae. The record is from RefSeq and is a predicted model, not a curated record. The transcript is spliced from 6 exons. Bases 162 to 1079 code for a protein of 305 amino acids. Gene Ontology annotation, molecular function: amino acid kinase activity.